AUGAACAAUAAAGCAAAAUCUUUUGGAGGAGGUUUACAUAUAUAAUUAUAAUCUUCUGGCAUUAAUAUUAAUAAAGCGAUUAUAAUUAGAAAUACAGCUAGAAUAGGAGGAGGAAUAUAUUUAGAUGCGGAUUUUAAUCUAAAUAAUAAUAAUUUUUUUGAAUCAUUAUUAUGGUUUAAUACUGCUGAAGAAUAUGGGAAUAAUAUUAAAGAAAUACCAAAUCAUCUAACUUUUGUUAUUAAUUAAAAGGAAAACCCUUCUAAACCUGUUCUUUUUAAUAAUGAAUGGAUAAAUAAGUUAGAUUUAAAAAGAUACAGAAUGACAGAAUAAGGAAACUAGAUCUCUACUAAAGAUUUAUUGAUCCCAAGCAAUUAGGUAUUGAAAAAUUUUAAGAUUUUUGAUAUACAUAGUUCUAAUUUUAAACCUUUUAUUGAAGAUAUUAGCUUGGUUUUUAAAAAUAGCAGAAAUGAAAAAAUGGAUAAUUUAUUUAAUUCAUCUUGUGAAGUAAAAAGAAAGAUAAUAGAAAAAGAUCAAUAAGAAUAAGUAGAAGAAGUUAAUUAAAUUUUAUUUUUUAACAAUGAAAAAAAUUCUUUUGAUUUUGGGUCAUUAUCUUUUAGUUUGGAUCCAUAUUAAUAAAAUUACAGCCAUUUAUAGAUUGAAAUAAGCUGCUAAAUAAAAGAGUCGACAUAAAAAUUGAAAUAUAUACUUAAUGCAAAGACCCUAAAAUGUUAAUUGGGAGAAUUUUAUGUUGAUAAUGGAUGCCAAAUUUGUUAAUCAAAACGAGGGUAUUAUUCUGUAACAUAUAAUGCAACAAAAUGCUCUAUUUUUAAUAAAGAUAAAUACUCUGAUAUAACCUCAAAUAUGAUAUAAUUGCUUCCAGGAUUUUGGAGACCUAAUAAUUUUUCUGAUCUUGUGGAACCUUGUUUCAAGAAUCCUUUAUUUUGUAAUGGUGGAUGGUAGGUAUCGCAUUAUACAUGUAGUUUAGGCCAUAUAGGAGCCUUAUGCGAAGAAUGUGAUAUAUAUAAUAUUAGGGGUCAUGGAAAUUAUUUUAAAAACUAAUGGGAUUAAUAUUGUAUAAAAUGUUAAUUUUAAUGGAGAAAUAUAUUACCAUUUUUAAUAGGCUGUCUUUGGUAUAAUAUUUCAAAUAAUUAUAGGACGUUAAUAUCUAUAUCAAUGUCAUUAAGAAGUAUCUCUAGAUCUAACUCAUUAUAUAAAUCACUAAUAAUUGCUUAAAAAUUUAGUAAAAUACUAUUUAAACUAAAUUAAGGUAAACAAAUUAAAUAAAUUUUAGAUCAAGAGAGCAUCUAAUUAAAAAUGUUGA
Messenger RNA from Paramecium sonneborni, 1321 nucleotides. NCBI's taxonomy places the organism in Eukaryota, Ciliophora, Oligohymenophorea, Peniculida, Parameciidae. The record is from the annotation of a GenBank genome assembly.